CGGCGAUUUGAAUAGUGAGGUUCGAUGGAAAACCUGCCGGAGAGAAUCUUUAAGUCCGGCGAAGAGCCAGACGGCGAUAGGGUUCACAAAUACUUCCAACUCCAAUACCUAAACGAUUUAUCGGAGCAUCUGGAGGCAGACGAAAUUUCGAAGAUCAGAGGCUCGCGGCUGGGCAAAUUGUUCGAUAUCGGGAAAAAGUUUUCUUUUUCCAACAAACUCUGUUUGUUUUUGCUUACAAGGCAGUUAGCAAUCCAGAAAAAGCAUGAGAUUUGGUUUGUUUUUGCGGGUAAGCCGAUUAGGUUUGGUCUGAGGGAGUUUGCAUCAGUGACGGGUUUGCGGUGCGAUCCAAUUUCAAUUGGAAAGGCCGAUGGAAAAAAGAAGGUGGUGAGUAAGAACAAGAUAAAGAAGAAGUCAACUGAAGCCCCUUACUGGUACACUUUGUUCGCGAGGAAUGAAGAGGUGACACCGGAGAUUUUAAUUAAACGGCUUAAAUCUGGCGUUGUCCGUGACCCCGACAUCCGAUUGAAAUAUGCUUUAUUGGUUCUGAUUGAUGGUGUUUUGUGCCCUCGAUCUUUGAAUAUGAAGAUCCAAGAAGAAACCGUAGAAGUGUUGAGGGACGUUGACAAAUUUCUUAAUCAUCCUUGGGGCAGGAUAUCGUUUGAUAUGACUAUGUCAUGUAUCAAGUCUCGAAAAGCUUCUGGGCUUGCCCAAACAAGCUUUGCUGUUCAAGGUUUUGUGCAUGCGUUGCAACUAGUUCUUUUAGAGGUUGUCCCUGACAUUGAGAAGAGCAUGCCGGUUGAUACUCCUGUCUUCGUUGGCGAGGAUUCCGAAGAAGAAGCUGUAGUGGUUGGUGCUGUGGCAUUGGCAAAGUUAAAAUUGGAGCCAAUUUGGGUGAUAGACAGUCAAGCAGAGGCUUCUGUUGAAUCUAUUAUUCCUCUUGAUGAUGCUGUUGUUGGAGACGAUUUGUCUUGGUCUGACGAGGUGGAAGAUGUGAAAGUUGAUAAUUUGGUUAGGUUAGUUCAAGAAGGCUACCAAUGGUCUGGUGAUGAAUUUGGAGGUGGUGUGGUUGUGUCUGCGCUUCCUGUAGAACCUAAAGAAAAAGCAGAAGGGAAAAAAGUUGUUAAGUCUAGGAAGAGGAAGAAGUCUCCUGUUUGUGGCAGCAGUAGUGAUGGUAGCCAGCCUGUACCAUUUUCUGAAUCCCAAAUGGAGUGGUUAGCAAAGCAAAUUAGUUCGCAAGUUUCUUUGGUUGUUAGUAGCAUGGAGGAUCGCCUGUUGUCUCGUUUAAAAGGGAAAAGUGGAGCUGGGCCUGUUGGUGGUAAGAUUGCUGCUGCUGGAGCUGUUUCUCCUGUUGCCAAGGGUAAGGUCAAACCCUCUAGCCGUGGCAAAAAGGCAGUUCUACCCAAGCGGAAACGGAUGCGUGUUGAUGGAAGGUUGAGGGAGAUUAGAGAUGAUGAUGAGACUGAAACGGCUACUGUCCCAGUAGGGGAUGAGUCUGAAACGGUUGGUGGCAAAGGAGGGGAUGAAGGAGGGGAGGAUGUUAGAAUGGGUACUCAAGAAGGAGAGGCUUCUGUUACUAUGGAGGAUGUAGAGACUGAAGAAAGAGGUGGCAAAGGAGGGGAUGAUGUUAGAACGGCUAGACAACAAGGAGAUGCUGAGGAACAUGUUGAUGUACAUCCGGAUGAUACUGUUAAAUCAGUGCUUGAUUCUCUGAACCUGCCUAGUGAAGUGGAGGUCUCUGAGAAUUUAGCUCCUGAUCCUCAGCAGGAGGAUGUUGCUGAUGCUGCUGCCAAAAGUGUGAAUGAUGUCGCUGAAUGUCAGGGGAAGGAAUCUAGUGAGGCUGGAACUCUUGCUCUCUUCCCGAGUGGGGCUUCUGUUGGUUUAGAGGAAAAUGUGUCAGGCGAAGGGGAUGCUAUUGAUAAGAAGUGGUUGGAAAUUGAGAAGUUUUUAGCGGAUGGCGGGAAAUAUCUUUUUGGGGGGAGCUUAUUCCUCCUAACCAAGGACGUGGAGGAGAUUGUUGGACUACAAGUUGUAUGGAAACCAUGGAUGAUGGAUGCAUUUAUCAAGUAUUUCCGUGAUAAGUGGGCUACCUUAGAGGUUGGCUUAAAUCAACCUAAGGUGGUUUUCCAGGGGACAAAAUUUGCUUCCCAUAUCCUUGGUCAUCGAAUCAAAUUUGAGAAGUCUGUGAAGAAGAAGUAUGUAUUUGACCCAGAUUUGAUGGCGUGCGUGCCUCCGGAUUUUGAUACUCUCUACUUCCCAUUCAACUUUGACAAACAACACUGGGUAGGGAUGUGCCUUGAUAUCAGGGGGAGAUAUCUCUAUGUGUUUGAUUGCAACCAGAAGGUGCGUCGGGACACUAGGCUCCGGAAAGAAAUGGAACCUUUGUUGGAGAUGCUCCCUUUCGUUGUUCGUCAAGCGUCGCCUGAGCUGAUGAAGGCAGUCCCCACUGACCCAUUCAUCCUAAGCAGAGACACACAUCUUCCGACUUGUCUACACCCUUCGGAGAGUGGCCUAAUGUCUCUUUUGUUCAUAGAGAGGCAUGCAGUAGGUGGGAUUGAGGCAGCUAGAGGGGUGAGGCCUGAGGAGUUGGCUGUUCAAGCGAAGCAAUUGCUUAUUGAGAUGUAUGAUGUGUAUGCUGAGAAGUGAAUUGUUGGUUUAGGAUUUGUCCUUGUUCUUAUUGGAGUUUCUAAUUGUCUGUCUUAGGAUUUGUUACUGAAUAAUUGAAGUUUAUUUAA
Arabidopsis arenosa is the source of this 2732-nucleotide messenger RNA. The record is from the annotation of a GenBank genome assembly. Lineage: Eukaryota; Viridiplantae; Streptophyta; Magnoliopsida; Brassicales; Brassicaceae.